Oreochromis aureus is the source of this 1030-nucleotide messenger RNA. Its product is annotated as interferon-induced protein 44-like. Lineage: Eukaryota; Metazoa; Chordata; Actinopteri; Cichliformes; Cichlidae. The coding region runs from base 145 to 747 and encodes 200 amino acids. The record is from RefSeq and is a predicted model, not a curated record. The transcript is spliced from 4 exons.
AAAGAGUUACAUUACGUUCUCUACUGGAGUCCUACAUCAUGUGACAAAUAUGGCCAAUGUGAUUGGCUGUGCCUUUCAGGGAGCUCUGUUUAGUUUUAGCAGCAGCAAGCCUGCGCUGCAAGGACCGGCAAGGAGGAGAGGAGGAUGGCAGCAAAAAGGAAGAACCUGGAUAUAAGAAAGUAUUUUUCAAAGAAACCUUUCAUUCCACAACAACAACAACAACUGAGAGAGGGCGAUCUGGGAUACCGCUCAUGUCCCAGCCUGAAUGACAGAGUUCAUGUUCUGGUCACUGUUGUUCCUGCUGGCUCAGUGUCUAUACUAAGUGAACCAGUGUUGAAAAAGCUGAGAGAUGUCAGACUGACAGCCAGUGAAAUGGACAUUCUCCAGACGGCUAUUCUCACCAAAGUUGAUGAAGCCUGUCCUGAGGCGGAACAGGAUCCCAAAAACAUCUACAAGAGCAAGUACCUGAAAGAACAGAUCGAAAAAUUUAGCCAGCUGCUGGGACUCCCAGUGAACUGCAUCUUUCUUGUAAAGAACUACAGUUCAGAAAUCAGCACUGAUGACGCCACUGAUGCUCAUAUCCUGUGUGCACUGAAGCAAAUGAUUGUCUAUGGAGACGACUUCCUCAACCACCUCAAAGACCAACACGUUCUUGUCCCAAAACGUGACACACUGACACUAUGUAACAAAUCGUCAGUAUGUUGCACUUUAGGAAGCAGAUGUGAAACUGAACAUAGUACUGACUGAAAUAUAAAUCACGUCUUGUUAUGUUACUUGACUGAAAACUGCAUGAAUAACUUGUACUUAGGAUAAAGGCAUGUGGUUAUUUGAUGCAUUCAUUUUUGAAAAAAGGAAGCUCAAGAAUGUCUGUCUCCAGACUUUAUUUAUUAUUUAUCAGUAUUUAUCAGUGAACUAUAGCUAACAGCUGACACACAGUCAUGCUGUCAUACUGUUAACAUUGUCAGUAUUAAAUGUAAAAACUAUAUGACAACCAAAAAAUGAAAAUGAUCUUUUUUCACUAUAGACUAAA